This is a messenger RNA of Entrophospora candida, 228 nucleotides long. The record is from the annotation of a GenBank genome assembly. Lineage: Eukaryota; Fungi; Glomeromycota; Glomeromycetes; Entrophosporales; Entrophosporaceae.
AUGAUUUAUAGUAGUAGUGGUAGUAUAUACGUAUUGUUCCCUAAAAUUAAAAAUGAAAAUACACUGACGUUGAAAGAUAAAAGAGAAAUAUGUGUUCUAAAACAAUCGAAACCUACUCCAACGAAUAAAGACCUUGCUAUUCGUUUUAAAUUUCGUGAAAAUAUUACAACACAAAUGCUUAAAACAAAUUUAGCUAUUACUGGUUCUCAAUAUAGUAGAAAAAUUUGA